AAAAACGCAACAAAUUCAAAUCAAGAAGGGUAAAACAAGUUGAAUAUAAAAACGCACAAAUAAAUGCGUAGUUUGUAGCUGCAGCAAAUGCCACACAGUAAUAUUUAUUUUUUGAUUGUUCAAUGCCAAAAGUUUAAUUGUUAAUUAUAACUAUGCAUUGGAAUUAACUUGAACUCAAGUCGAAUUGUGUUUAUUAACGGUGCAAUAAUCGAGGCUUCUGAUAGGCCCCAAGCCGAGUGCCAGAUAAGACCGAUAACUGUGACCGAAAAUUGUAAAGCCCUUCACUAAACUGAUUGAUCAAUGCCAACAAUUUAAUUGUCUGGAUGGGAAAUAACUUGACCACAGGUGGCAUAGGGAGGAUAACCAGAGGAGGAAUCCUGUGUUUUGAUAGGCCCACCGAGUCCGAGGAGGCUAAAGUGGAGACAGAGAUGGAGUUCAUACUUGUACGCAACUCGCCAACGUCAUUCAUCGAAGAAGAGGAGAUCGAGCCAAUGCACAUAGAACAGCUGCCCAAUGAUAUGUGGAUAGAGAUAAUGUCAUAUUUGUCGUAUUUGGAUCUGCAGCAGCUGCGUCUAGUAUCCUGGCGCUGUCGCAACUUGGUCAAUCGGCGCUACUUUUCGUCAAAAGGCAAGGUGAUUGUUACCAAGGAUAAUCUAAAGGACAUAAAGGCGCAUGUGGAACGCGGUGUUUCGUAUUUGAGUUUCGAGGACGUUGAGUUGCGAAAUUUAACACAAAGCGCCGAAUUGGAGCAGUUCUUGAGGCUGGUUGGCCCGGAAAUCAAACAAAUACAGGUGCGCCACUCGCCCGUCUUUCGCAACAUGGAUGGAAAGCUGCCAAAUCUGAAAGUGCUGAAAAUAGCCACGACCAGCUUCUUGGAUGACGUCAACAUGACCAUCGACGGCAUCAAUAUGAAACAGUUCUUGCACCUAAAGGGCUUCGAAUGCGACGGCGUCAGUCUGGACUCAACACUUAAGCUUCUAAUGCUAUUGCAGCUGCGUCGCGUCGAGAACAAGGUGCGACUACGUCAUCUGCAGUUCGAGUAUCGCCGAAACAAUGAGACGGCACUGCUCCAGGUGCUCAACGAUCAUGGGCCCACUCUUGAGUACGUCGACCUCUUCUUUAGCUGCUCGCCCGGCAUCGAAACGGCACGCUGGCAUGUGGCCUUCGAGCGGAUGAAGCGGCUGCGCGUUCUAAAGCUCUCCGGCAAUUGCCAUCUCGUGCUGCUAGACGAUAUAUUGAAAUCAAUUCCCCAAACGGCCCGGCUCCAACAGCUGGAUCUUACCGGCAUGCUAUCGCUGACUAAUGAUAUGCUGAUCCGCGUGGCUGACAAAUGGUAUAAAUCACUCCGCUCCAUCGAUCUCAUGUUUUGUGUGCAGCUGGACGUGCGUUGCGUCCAGGCGCUUCGCAAGAUGAACGGCUGUCUGGAGUCGCUGACUAUGGCCUAUUGCCGUGCGUUGACUGGAAGGGGACUUGUCGAGGGCCUGGCUACUCAGGUCAACUAUACGCUGCAGGAGCUCUUUUUGGAGGAUGUGUGCUUCAUCGACGAGGCGUCCAUGUGCAUACUACUUAAACGGCUUCCCAAUUUACGCAAGCUCAGCCUGGACAAUUGCCGCCAGGCGACCACCGAUCGCACCCUUUCCACAAUCUUCCGCCACCAGCCGCUGCUGCGCAUGCUCAGGAUUGAUUACUGCAUUAAAAUAACGGAUAAUGGUUUCAUUGGCUUCGGCAAGCAUCCCGCGCCCAUCAGCCGCUUGCGGGGCUUGCACGAGCUAAAUGUGCGAGGAUGUCGCAAUCUUACGGAUCGCCUGCUCAGGAAGGCGCUGCAUUUGCCCGAGCUGCGGAAUCUUACAUUGGACUAUUGUAAUCGUUUGGAGACCAAAGGCAUUGCAGCGCUUAGUGUCAACUGUCCGGCCUUGGAGACGCUCUCCCUGGCCAGCUGCUCGUUACUCGAUGACGAGGCGGUGGGCGUGGCCGUGGCCAACUUGAAGCGUUUGCGUAGUCUCAAUAUAAGCAACUGUUCGUUGCUGACGCUCCAAACAUUUCACUAUAUUGCUAGAGAUGCGCAUGCCCUCAGGGAUCUAGUUGCCUGCAGCAUUGAUGGACUUGAUCAGGAGGCAGCCCAAAAGAUUCUGGAGAAGCAGCUGCCUUCGCUCAAGCAGGUGAUGCUAUAGCAGGAGAGGCUGGUUCACUGACAAGAUGAGGACAAUCCCCAUGCCGGAUGGGGAACCGAUGACGAGGACGAGCCCGAAAUCAUCGAAAUUGUUGUUUAAGCUGGGUCAGUGCAAUAUGAUCAAAUCAACUAAUCGUUUAAUAUUAAAGGGUAUUUGCUUAACUAUAACUAGUUGUUCUGAAAGAACGAUGACAACAGUUACAAAAAAAACAUUAUUUCCCCAUUUUUUUCAACGCUGCAAACUAUCUUUAAGUUAUUGAUGUAAACUUAAAUGUUAGAGAAACUGUUGUGUAAGUAAAUAUAAGUAAAAAGAAAACAAAACAAAGGAAUGCGUUUGCAUUAAUUUGUUAACCACAAAACACCAACAUUGAAUUUGUUGAUAUAAGAAUAUUACAAGCAUAACUCUAAUGGUUCUCAAGUCAACAAUAAAGCCAAAAGUCAUAAUACUAACAUACCUCGAUAUAAAGGAAACUAAACAUUUCAAAAACUUGAAACGAACGCAUAAAUUCUUUAAAAAAUACCACAAAGCUGUAUACAC
Molecule: messenger RNA, 2708 nt
Organism: Drosophila novamexicana
Lineage: Eukaryota; Metazoa; Arthropoda; Insecta; Diptera; Drosophilidae
Product: dynein regulatory complex subunit 6
Exons: 3
Coding region: 324-2171 (615 amino acids)
Biological process (GO): SCF-dependent proteasomal ubiquitin-dependent protein catabolic process
Cellular component (GO): SCF ubiquitin ligase complex
Molecular function (GO): protein binding
Source: RefSeq, a predicted model, not a curated record